AAAACAAAACAGUACGUGAUGACAGUUCAGAUUGUUUAUCCUUCGGCAAGUUGUAUUUAUAAAACGUAUAAAAUGUUCUGUUUGGAGUAGUUGAUUUUGUUUAAAAAUUUAACCACUAAAUUACGCGGAAUCAUGAACCUUAAAAAGAUCUGCCGGAUGUGUUUGUCGGAAAAGACGCGCGUGAAGUCUAUUUUUAAAAAUUACAAAAGAGAGCGCCUCCUCGUUAUCAUCACUGAAGUCGUUCAGCUUGAAGUAAACGAAAAUGAUGGUCUUCCGGUGAAUAUUUGCAAACCUUGUGCCAGCACAUUGAUCCGAAUUCAAAAUAACAUUCAAGAGUUUCGUGACAAUGAGCGUAAACUUCGCGAAAAGAUGGACAAACUUCGAAGCAGAUUAAAACCUGUUGAAGAAGAAAAAGAGGGAACGAUAUUGAUCAAACAGGAUCCACUAAACGACAGUUCCGAGUGCAAUACGAUAACAGAGAACUUGGGAGUAUACAUAAAGCUGGAUUUUCCAGAGUCUAUUAAUUCAACACUUACAGACAAUAGUAACAGUGAACAAUUACAAUUCGAUCGGUUUAUUGACAUGACAUCAGAUGAUUUUAUAUCAGUCGAGCAUGAACCAGGAAUCGGAAGCAAUUUUAGUACAGGACAGUCCAACGCAUUGACGGACGAUGCGCAAAGUAACUUACAGUGUGGAGAAGAAAGCCGACCAAUGCAAAAUCUGCCAAAAGUAUCAUUGACUGUGCGCGACAGAGCCCGCGAACCAAAGAUAAAACGUAAGCGGCGACGACGAUUUGAUGAUGAUGACGAGUCACGCCCCAAGGUAAACGAUCAUAAGUGCUACAUCUGUCGCAGUGAAUCUAUGGGGUCGGCUAAAGCUCUGUUGGAACACUUAACUGUCCAUCUAGAUCGAACACCGUACACUUGCACUGAAUGUCAGAUGGAUACGAUCGUGCUGAAAAGUGUUCGAUCGUUGAAUGUUCAUUUGAAAAUGCACGCCCAACCGAUGAAGUGCGAAUACUGUGAUCGUCGAUAUUGUGACGAGCGAGCACGUGACUACCACGUCAAAACCUACCACCUGGGGGAAAGUGCCCCUUGUCCGUCCACGUGCGAACAGUGUGGAAAAGUAUGUAAAUCAAUAUCGGCGUUGAAAAGUCAUAUGCGUGACCAUCGGCUCAGUCUAAAAUGCGAAUACUGCGAAAAAAUUUUCCACCGGCGCAACAAAUUGAAAGAACAUGUUACACGAGUGCAUGAAAAGGCCGAAAAAUACGAGUGCAAUCUAUGCCACCGUGUUGUGCAUUCAUUGGAAAGUUACAACUCACAUCUCAAAAUGCAUAUGAGUGAAAAAACAUACGAAUGCGAUCUGUGUCCGAUGAAGUUUUACACGGCAGGCAAUCUAGGUCUUCACAAAAGAAUUCAUUCCGGUAAUGCCAAUUACAAGCCGCACAAAGAUUGGAGCGGUCAUUACACUGUUCAUCAAGAGCCGAACCAAGACAAGAUUUAUACUUGUAAACUAUGCGGUAAAUCCUACACCAAAACGGUUAUGAAGAUAAACAAUCAUCUAAAAAAUCAUUUUAAAGAAAUUAAGUGUGAUCGUUGCGACCUGAAGUUCGUCAACGAGUCUCAGCUCAAAACUCACUACGUUGUGCACACUGGUAUUCGACAAUAUAAAUGUGAAUUCUGUGGCAAAGACUUUCUGCACAAAAACAAUCUUACGCAACAUUUGAAGCUUCAUCGUAAUGAACAAAAUUUUGCGUGCGAAUUUUGCGGUAAACUAUUCACGUACAAAGAAGGCAUGAAGGCCCACAUUCGAAACCAUCAUUUGCGUGAAAGUCCUUACGAAUGCGUCAUAUGUAGGAAAAAAUUUGUUGACAAUGCUUCACUAGUCCGGCAUACAAUCGCUGAGCACGAGGAACCACCGAAACAGGUUGAUCUGGGUCCUCCACCAUUGAUGGGACUGGCACCACCAUCUGGGCAAUCAUCAAAGUUUGAUUGCACUAUGGUAGCAUCGCAAUCAGAAACAUUUUUACUUGGUUAGAGGCUAGCAAAAUCAUAACUCAUAAUAAAUAAUAAGAAUUAGA
This is a messenger RNA of Wyeomyia smithii (pitcher-plant mosquito), 2080 nucleotides long. Its product is annotated as zinc finger protein 83-like. Lineage: Eukaryota; Metazoa; Arthropoda; Insecta; Diptera; Culicidae. Gene Ontology annotation, cellular component: nucleus. Gene Ontology annotation, molecular function: zinc ion binding. The record is from RefSeq and is a predicted model, not a curated record. The transcript is spliced from 2 exons. The coding region runs from base 133 to 2037 and encodes 634 amino acids.